Molecule: messenger RNA, 579 nt
Organism: Vigna radiata var. radiata (mung bean)
Lineage: Eukaryota; Viridiplantae; Streptophyta; Magnoliopsida; Fabales; Fabaceae
Product: probable inactive receptor kinase At2g26730
Exons: 1
Coding region: 1-579 (192 amino acids)
Biological process (GO): protein phosphorylation
Molecular function (GO): ATP binding; protein kinase activity
Source: RefSeq, a predicted model, not a curated record
AUGAUUUUAGGAUCUGAAAGUGGCCUCAUGUUUGACUGGGGAAGAAGACUAAAUGUUGCGGCUAAGGUAGUUUCGGCUUUGACAUAUAUGCAUGAGGAGUUUGUUGAUAAUGGAAUAGCACAUGGUAACUUAAAGUCAAAUAACAUUUUGUUUGACAAGAAUAUGGAUCCAUGCAUAAGCGAAUAUGGCCUAAUGAUAGCAGAAAACUAUGAUGAGUUUGUCAUUUCGCAUAAAAAAGGCAUCAAAAGCAAAGAUCUAAUUGCAGCCACCUUCAAAGCUGAUGUAUAUGCCUUGGGUAUGAUACUUCUGGAGCUGUUGACAGGGAAAGUGAUUAAAAAUGAUGGAUUUGAUAUAGUUAAAUGGGUGGAUUCAGUGGUCAGAGAGGAAUGGAGCAUUGAAGUUUUUGACAAGUCCCUAAUCUCACAAGGUGCUUCGGAAGAGAGGAUGAUGAAUCUGUUGCAGGUAGCAUUAAAAUGCUUAAAUCCUUCUCCAAAUGACAGGCCAAGCAUGAGGCAAGUUGAAGUGAUGACAAAUGCUUUGAUAGAGGAGGAAGAAAAAUCCAUAUCCUUUGACACAUGA